Aspergillus novofumigatus IBT 16806 is the source of this 657-nucleotide messenger RNA. RefSeq lists its product as uncharacterized. Bases 1 to 657 code for a protein of 218 amino acids. The record is from RefSeq and is a predicted model, not a curated record. The transcript is spliced from 3 exons. Lineage: Eukaryota; Fungi; Ascomycota; Eurotiomycetes; Eurotiales; Aspergillaceae.
AUGUCGAACCCGACUCCACCAGGCCCGCAGGCUCGUCGCAGCACCGUCACGAACCAGGAGCCAAAAAGCUCAAGGAGGCCCAGGAAUCAUAUCCAUGAGUUCCUCUUGAAAACCAUGAAACAGGGACACUCCUGGCAAGGAUCUGCACAGGGGUACGACAUCCGGAACCUGGAAGCUGGGACCGAUGAACGCAGACUAGACUAUGACAACUUGCGGUGUGAUUCGCCUCUGGUCUUUGACAGCUCAAUGCUGCAGCCAUGUAGCAGCUGCGGACGCGCUCCGUCUUCAGCCUUCGCAGGACGAAAGUACGCCGCGACCCAGGCGGUUGGGUACGACAUUGUCAUUGUGUUGAGGGUUGACCAGGUUGUCGGAGCCGGGGGAGCGAGGGAAAUCGACCCGAUCGUCAAGGAAUCAUAUCGUUCUGGCCGCUCUGGCGUACCAAAUAUAGAUGCAGGGAAUCUCGCGACAGAAUCGAUGAUCGGCGUGGAAUUUCGAUCUAUCCAUCAUCAACAACAACACCGAGACCAGUUCGAGGGCGAUCUUCCGUCACCGACACGAGGUGAGUCGCAAAGCUGCGAACCCAAGAUCCGGACGCACCAUGCGCCAUCCCCGUCUGCGCAGACAGCCGGCGGCAGGAAGAAGCACCCGGAUCUCUGA